Messenger RNA from Lineus longissimus, 3569 nucleotides. Its product is annotated as NADPH oxidase 5-like. Gene Ontology annotation, molecular function: superoxide-generating NAD(P)H oxidase activity; calcium ion binding. Gene Ontology annotation, cellular component: NADPH oxidase complex; plasma membrane. Gene Ontology annotation, biological process: defense response; superoxide anion generation. The record is from RefSeq and is a predicted model, not a curated record. The coding region runs from base 1 to 2637 and encodes 878 amino acids. NCBI's taxonomy places the organism in Eukaryota, Metazoa, Nemertea, Pilidiophora, Heteronemertea, Lineidae. The transcript is spliced from 17 exons.
AUGCCCAAGCGGAAGAACUUGCAUGUGGACCAAUGUUGUACACGAAUUGUGACUGGUUUUCUGGACCGGCAGGCAAUUAUUGUUCACAGUCAAGGUGCGAGUAAUGCGGCGUUUGAUCCAUCUGAUGUGGAGGCCCGGGGUGGCUACGGACCCAGAGGCUCGACUGGCGACAAGGACGACCGACGGAGAAGUUCCAGCGAUGAUGAUUAUAAAUGGAUUGGUCGGAUCGAGCGGAAGUUUAAGGAAGUGGCCGGCGACAGAGAUACCAUAACCUACGAUCAGUUUGUGACAGCAUUGGGACUGGAGAGGACUCCGUAUUCUCGUCGCUACUUCGUGAUCUUCGACAAGGACAACUCUGGGGAAGUAGAUUUGGAUGAACUCAUUGAUAACCUGAAGACUCUGAUCAGAGGCACUGCCACAGACAGACUCAGCUUCCUCUUCAAGAUUUACGAUGCAGACGACAGCGGAAGUAUUGACGUCGACGAGCUAAGAGCGGUCUUGAAAGCCUGUAUUGAAGAAAGCCAACUACGGCUCACCGAGGAUGACCUUGACGCGCUGACCUUGGCCUUAUUUGAAUAUGCAGACACUGACCAAUCAGGACUCAUCACGUUUGAGGAGCUUGAGAAAGCCCUCGAUACCCACAAAGACGUGAAGGAGAAUUUGACAAUAAGUGCGGUUAACUGGCUGAUCCCAAAACAAGACAAACCAAAGCGCAAAUUUGAAUGCAGCUGCCCACGCCACCUUUCAGCGAACUAUUUGCGGAACAACAUUAGGAAGGUGGUGUUCGUGACGUUGUUUACGUUAGUGGUUGCUGGGCUUGGCAUAUAUGGCGGCUACCUUCACAGGAAUGACUACUGGUGCGUAACAAUCGCACGAAUCUGUGGGAAGCCGAUUAACUUCCUCUGCACGGCAUUGGCUGUCCUCAUGCUCCGGCGCUGUCUCACCCUCGUCCGGAACACGCGGAUCGCGCCAUAUCUACCUUUGGACCAACACAUCAUGUUUCACAAGAUGGCCGCCAUAAUGGCUUUCAUUCUAUCAGUAGUGCACACUGUGGCGCAUAUAGGGAACUUUGCAAAUGCAGUGAGGACCAAGGCUGUGAACUUCACGCUGGUGGAGUGCCUGUUCACGACGAGGCCAGGGAUUGGCUGGGUCGCUGGCAUGGCCUCAAUCUCAGGAUGGGUGCUAUUGGUCAUCUUUAUCAUUCUUGUUAUCUGCUCACUUCCCGUUAUAAGACGGAGCGGCCACUUUGAGGUUUUCUAUUGGACACACAUGUUGUACGUCCCCUUCUGGGUGAUGUGCAUCCUCCAUGCACCAGACUUCUGGAAAUGGUUCUGCGUACCAGGUUUCCUCUUACUCUGCGAGAAGCUGUCCUCCCUCAAGAUGUUCCAGAGAACUCUAAACAAUUACAUGUACAUCCGCAAGGUGGCGCUGUAUCCUUCAAAUGUUACCCAGCUGAUGAUAAAACGUCCCCGAGGCUUCAACUACCAGCCCGGUGACUACAUCUACAUCCUGUUACCUGAGCUUGCCGAGCAUGAGUGGCACCCUUUCACUAUCAGUAGUGCCCCAGAGAAUAAAGAUUAUGUCUGGGUUCACAUCCGAUCUGCAGGAAACUGGACGAGCAAGCUGUACAAACACUUCGCGACCCUUCAAGAACCAGGCCUGACCGCCAAGCGACAGACCUCCUUCUCAGUGCUGCGGGCCCGAUCUCUGGCUAGGAGGCAGCGUUCAGAGACUGGAGCGCGGCCAGCUUCUGAUGAUAGGAAGGGGCCGAACCUGGAACCAAAUGGAGGACCAGUCCAGUAUGGCUCGUUCUCUGAGUCUCCGAAGUUGAAUGGGGCACAAGAUGACGAACUUGAACCUGAUGGUACACGGUACAAAGAUCCAUUGAAGCUGGAGAUGCCGAGUUCGACAGUUUCCUUUAAAAGUCGGAGGAAGAUCUCUGCCAUCAAGAAGACGGUCUUGGAGACACGACACAAGGCCCAGGUAACCUCCUUGCGUUCACCGGUCAUGGACGUCAUACUCGGAGUCUACGUUGACGGCCCAUACGGCACCUCCACUCGUGAGAUAUUCGACACAGAGCAUGCAGUGUUGAUAGCUGCAGGAAUCGGGGUCACCCCCUUUGCUUCUAUCCUACAGAGUGUCAUGUUUCGCUACAUACAGUCCAAGUCAGAAUGCCCGAGCUGUGGCCACACGUGGCAUGAAGAUGGCCUUGGCAUCAACACACUGAAAAAGGUGGACUUUAUCUGGAUCAACCGUGACCAACAGGCGUUUGAGUGGUUCACCAGCCUGCUCACACAACUGGAGAAGGAACUUAUGGUGCUGGAAGAUGACGAAAGCAACAGAUUCCUGGAGAUGCAGAUGUACAUGACAAGGGCAGUGAAGCGCAAUGAUAUGACGGGUGUUGGUCUUCACAUGGCCCUCGAGCUCCUGCACGAGAAGGAGUCACGUGACGUACUGACUGGUUUGAAAACGAGGACGCAGCCUGGGAGACCAAAGUGGAACAAGGUAUUUAAAGAACUGUCGAAGGCGAACAGGGGUCGAGUGAAAGUGUUUUUCUGUGGUUCACCAGCCAUUGCAAAGGAACUGAAGAAACAGUGUCAAUACUACAACUUUGAGUUUAGCCAGGAACAUUUUUAGCGAUGUCAUGUCACUCCCCAGGAACACCCGAGGAGUUCAUUCAUGCUCGCUGUAAAAUAGGUUUCUUCUGUGGGAACUGAAAAAACUAAGUCAAUACUAACUACGAGUUCAACCAGGAACACUUUUAGAGAUGUAAUGUCACUGACCAGUAACACCUAUCGAGUCUGUACACGACAACUGCAAACUGUUCUUCUUUGGUCCUCAUGAUCAGCCACUGCAGGGUCAGUAGUAACUGUGUGAUUAGCCAGGAACACCUUCAGAGAAUGGUAAUGUCAUUGCAUGCUAACUUAGAAGCUGUUCUGUUGUGGCCUCACCAACCAAUGCAAAUGCAGCGCUGAGAGAAUGUACUACAACCUCGAAUGAAGUGAACACUUCUCGGGCUCCUGCAAGCUAACUGUGAAGGUGUUCCUCAGUUGAUCACCAAUUGAAAAUGAGUUGAAAAUUCAGUGUUAGCCGCGACUGAGUUUAUCCAAGAACACGUGAAGAGUUUGCACCGUGGCUGGUUAGUGAUCCACUGAUUACCCAGCAUCACAUUUAGAGCAUUUCGUCGAAUUAUAGCCGUAGCUUGUCUCUCAUGUUGGUGGUAAAAUCAGCACAGAGUUUACCAUUGAGGUACCGGAAAGACCAGUGUCUUAGCAGUUUAAGAUAUGUUCAGUUUGCAGCACUUCAGUAGACAACAAUGUAUUCGUACCAUGUUAAUUUUGUAAGAGGUGUUUUAAGUCGCCCGUAGGCAAAGGCCCAAUUUCUAGGCCAUAACGCCUAAAUGAUGAUGAUGAUGAUGAUGAUGAUGAUAAUCCCGGUCAUAACUAUGGCCCGGAUUCCAUAGUGAUCCGUUGAUCAAUCUCCAAUACCUAGUCUCAAAUGUGGAACACCAUUCUGGGCACGAGGUGACGCUCAAACAAAGGCGAAUUAGCAACAAGCAAACACCACAA